ACUUGCACGCUGAGGGACGCCGUGGAGGAGAAAGACAACGCAGCGAACAAAACACACAAUGGCGACGGCGGCGACAACGGCAGGCGGAACGGGCUCGGGUGGACCGACCACUGGCCCCGUCGGUGGUUUAACCGCAGUGGGACGAAAGAAAGACGGUGGUCCGUCUGCGAAAUUUUGGGAAAGUUCAGACACGAUAUCCCAGCUGGAGACGGUGCGACUCUGGAUCGGAAAGCACUACAAGAAGUACGUCCAGAAUGACUCCCCCUCCAGUAAAUCCCUGGCAGGUCUCGUGGUCCAACUGCUGCAUUUCCAGGAAGACGCAUUUGGGCGAAGAGUCAACAAUCCUGCUCUUACAAAGCUACCUGCCAAGUGUUUCCUGGAUUUCAAGGCAGGAGGUGCUCUCUGUCACAUUUUGGGAUCUGUCUACAAGUUUAAGAGCGAGCAAGGCUGGCGAAGAUUUGACCUACAGAAUCCCUCCCGGAUGGACAGGAACGUGGAAAUGUUCUUAAAUGUUGAAAAGAACCUGGUCCAGAAUAACUGCUUGACUCGACCCACUGUUUACCUGUCGCCAGACAUCGAGCAGAAACAGGCUAGUAAGCUCAAAGACAUCAUCAAAAGACACCAGGGCUCCAUUACUGAUGACAAGUCGAAGGCCACCCAUAUCAUUUACCCAUCACUAUCCCAGCAAGAAGAAGAGGAGUGGCUGCGUCCUGUCAUGAGAAAAGACAAGCAGGUGCUUGUCCAUUGGGGUCUCUACCCAGACAGCUACGACACCUGGGUGUCAGCCAGUGAGUUAGACGGUGACCCAGAGGACCCACCCAGCACUGACAGACCUUGGAAGGUCCAUGCCAAGUGGGUUUUAGACACAGAUGCCUUCAAUGAGUGGAUGAAUGAGGAAGACUACGAAGUGGAUGAGAACAAGAAGCCAGUCAGCUUCCGCCAGAAGAUUUUCCCCAAAGAGGAAGAGUCUUCCCGUACACCCGAUCGCAAGGAGCGCAAGGCCAACUCUGCGGGAAAGAAGAGGAGGCGCUCACCCUCUCCACCCAGCACUCCAGCCGAGUCCCGUAAGAAGGGAGGCAAGAAGGGGAACCCGGGACCUCACUGGAAACGACGGGGCCACAGAGGAGAAGAGGAGGACACUGAAGAGGACAUGACAAAAGACAUGGACGAUUCCUCAGCUGGUGCUAGCAUGGAGGAGGGCAGCAUCUCCAAGAAUGCAAAUUCAAAGAAAGACAGCGAGAAUACACCGGUCAAAGGAGGGCAUGUGGCCGACUUGGAUGACAUGGAAGAUGAAUCUGUGAUGUCUGGUGGAAAGGAUGAUGAGGAACAAGGCAAAAGUGAAAUAAACCGACUGGAUGCCAAUGAGGACAAUGUGACUGAACAGACGCAUCACAUCGUUAUCCCCAGCUAUGCUGCUUGGUUUGACUACAACAGCAUCCAUGAGAUUGAGAGACGAGCCUUGCCAGAGUUUUUCAACGGAAAGAACAAGUCCAAAACUCCAGAAAUAUACCUGGCCUAUCGCAACUUCAUGAUCGACACGUAUCGGCUGAAUCCUCAGGAGUACCUCACCUCCACCUCCUGCCGCAGGAACCUGACUGGAGAUGUUUGCGCCAUCAUGAGGGUACAUGCAUUCUUGGAGCAGUGGGGUUUGGUGAACUACCAGGUCGAUGCAGAGUCUCGUCCAUUGCCGAUGGGCCCCCCACCCACUCCUCAUUUUACUGUGCUGGCUGACACACCCUCUGGCCUCAUGCCUCUUAACCACAGACCCCAACCGAUUCCUCCUCCACAGCCAAUGCCCAAUUUUGCAGACAAAAGCAAAGACAAGCCCAUCGACCUGCAGAACUUUAGCCUUCGUUCUGACCUCUACAACAGGAAAAGCAUCAAGGGUAAAGCAGGCAGCACUACCAGAGAUUGGACUGAGCAGGAGACUCUGCUGCUGCUCGAGGCCCUGGAGAUGUAUAAAGAUGACUGGAACAAGGUUUCAGAGCAUGUUGGUUCACGCACCCAAGAUGAGUGCAUCCUGCACUUCCUGCGAUUGCCUAUUGAAGAUCCAUACCUGGAGAGUACGGAGGCCACACUUGGGCCUCUUUCCUAUCAGCCCAUACCUUUCAGCCAGUCUGGGAACCCAGUCAUGAGCACAGUAGCCUUCCUGGCAUCUGUUGUGGAUCCCAGAGUGGCAUCUGCUGCAGCCAAGGCAGCACUAGAGGAGUUCUCUCGUGUGCGUGAAGAGGUGCCAGCUGAGUUGGUGGAGGCUCACGUGAAGAAGGUGCAGGAGGCGGCCAGAACUACUGGGAAGGUGGAUCCCGCCUUUGGUUUGGAGAGCAGCGGCAUUGCUGGAACUGCCCCCGAGGAGCCAGAAAAGACUGAAACCACAGAGCCGGAAAAGAUGGAAACAGACUCUGACUCCCAGCAGGUUGACAAGGGUGAGUUGAAGGAUGAAGCUGAGAAGCCGAGCGAGUCUGCCGAGAAGAGCGACAAGACAGAAGCAACAGAAAAGGUGAAAAAAGAGGGAGCGGAGGCAUCGGAGCGUGAAGAAGAGAAUGAAGAGGGAGGGGAGGCUAAGACCGCUCAAGCAGACAAAGACAAAGAGGAGUCUAUGGAGACAUCAUCUUCAGACCAGGAGAAGGAGAAGGAGGAGAAAACCCCUACAGAGGAGGGAGAGGACAAGGGCAAGAAGCUGGAACAUGAUAUCGGAGAAGGAAACAUUGCCACUGCGGCUGCUGCUGCCUUGGCAUCUGCUGCCACAAAAGCCAAGCAUUUGGCAGCAGUGGAGGAGCGGAAGAUCAAGUCCUUGGUGGCUCUGCUGGUCGAGACCCAGAUGAAGAAACUGGAGAUCAAGUUGAGACACUUUGAGGAACUUGAGACCAUCAUGGACCGUGAGAAAGAGGCUUUGGAGCUUCAGAGGCAGCAGCUGCUAACCGAGCGUCAGGCAUUCCACAUGGAGCAACUCAAAUACGCUGAAAUGAAGGCGAGGCAGCAGAUGGAGCAGCAAGCGGCAGCCGCGGCUGCUGCUGCUGCAGCUGCCCAGGCCCAAGGACAGGGACAGGGGCCUGGGGCUGGACCACACUCUGGGCCCCCUCCACCAGGCAUGCACCCAGGAGGACCUACACCACACCACGGAGGACCUCCUCCCCACCACGGAGCACCUCCACCACACCAUGGAGGGCCCCCACCCGGCGCUGCAAUGCACCCUGGCUACCCCCCAAUGGGUCACCACCCAAUGGCCCCUCACCACCCAGGACAGACAGGACCAAUGGGACCAGGUCAGCCAAUGCCUGGACGUAUGAUGUCUGGCCCUCCUUCUGCUGGGCCUCCUCCCGGUGGCAUGCCUCCCAUGAUGCCCCCACGCCACCCCGGAGCCCCCAACGGCAUGUAUCCUGGUCCACCACCUGCACAGCCUGAAGCGAUCCCUCCUGCUCCUGUAGGUCCUCCAGCACCUCCGAGUGGGCGAGUGGCUGACAACUAAGAGCUACACACAAACACGCGCGGACACACACACACACACAAAAGCACACAAGCUUGAAGCUAACUCUCUGAACAUCAACCCCUUUUUGAUGGCCUUUGCUACUGGCUCGGUAUUUUUCACUCAGCACUCACAUCUACUAUAAACUUCAUCGCAGGAUACACACACACACACACACACACACACACAGGGUUCAAAAGCAGAGGUAACCUGACAUUUCACACAUGCACCCAUACAUGCAGACUUCCACUCAGGGCACAGCGGCAAGGGUCGUCUACUUAUAAACACUGUUUUCUGCUCUGUUGGGCCAAACCAAGGAUGUAGAGAAUGACCCUGUGUACAGAAAGCAAAACAAGGAGACAGAACAAAUAAUGAUUUAAAAAACUGUCUCAUCUCUUUCUUUCUUUUUUCCUCCUUUCUUUUUCCAGUGCUGUUUUAAUUGCACUUAAACCCCCUUCCAGUCUCACAAAACACACGCCCUGCUUUUUGUCUGGUUCCUCUUUCUCCAAGACAAACACUAGGGGGAGCUAGCGAGACUAGAGAGCUGGUGUGACCUGUAGGGGUGGGUGGUGUGUGUGUGUGUGUGUGUGUAUUGAAGCAAGCAGAUUUUUCAGACAUUAACAUGAAUAAAACACACAUGGGGGACCCAGCCUGCCCUCACUCUUGUCUUGUCGAGUAUCUACCUCUCGCUCCUCUUGAAAUGAUACACUGUAGUUUUGUGUGUGUGAGUGUGUGUCUGUGAAUGUGUGUGUCAGACAGAGGGGCUGGGUGAUGGUCAUUUGUGCCUUUUUUUUGUUUUUUUUAAUGUAUGGAAUCUGUUUUUUACUCACUUCUCCUCUAGCUGAUUUUGAGAUAUAAAGUCAAAACUGAACAAAGAGGCAGGCGGAGAUUUAACUUUAGGUCUGCCUUUGUCUGAUAAGGUGCAUCCUCCUUGACCCCCCAAAAAUGGCAGCUGUAAAUACUGUUAACAGUAUCUGAGUAUAGACGUGAGAGACAGUACCUGCUGAAAAGGUUUAAAUUGUUCUUAGUUGUGCUUGAAAUGUAAGGGUUCAACUAAAAUUACUUAUUUUUUUUCCAACUUUUUACUGGACUUUUUACUGGACUUUAAAAUUCCAUUUAAAAAAAGACCAGAAAUUUCCAAGUUAUCUUCUCAGUACUUUGUGACCUCCUAAUCAGAGAAGUAAAAUCUUUAAAUUGUAUGAUUUUAACAUUUAAAAGUUUUGCCUACUAAAGACAUUUGCAGUAUUUAGCAAAUAUAAACUAAAUUGGAAGCUAAAUCUCAUUUUGUGAGGCACAAGUUAGGACUUUCCGGCCAUGAAAGGAAGUACAUCCACCUCCUUCCUCUGUCUGUCACACCACCUGCAGCACUGUAACGCACACACACAGACAUGUAAGCUAAGCUGUGGCGAACACUGGAGGCUGCAUGCACACACCGACUUGGCCAGACCCUGCCACAAAGCACUGGACAAACACACAUGUAAUCUCCUGCUGACCUUCACACAGCCUUUACAGAGAGGGAGACGCUGUGAUGCGGCUGAAACAUCACAACACGACGAUGCUCUUCCUCAGCACGGUGGGCUUCUAGAUGUUUUUAGGUGCUGAUACUGUAGCGAUUAAACCCCGCCCCCCUCUCUUAUGCUCAGUUUCUUCACGCCUAGUGCUGCCUACCUCGCUAACCCCUCUUCCCCCUCCUCACCUCUUUAGUGCACGUUUUGCAUUAAUUUCCAGCUACUGUAAAUCUCUGCAAUAUCCUCAUUUUUGUGUAUCAAACCAUUACACAGAAAAAUAUUAAGUUACUAAGUAAUCAUAACUGUUUAGUCCUUAAACGCUCUGUCCUGUCAUGUCACAGUAAAUUAAAUUAAACAAGGGGCGAAACCACUGAAUACUUGUGUGCAGAUUUGGUAUUUAAAUAUCAGCUACUCAAGCUGGAUGCUGGUUUCCUUUAAAUUUCCCAUUACAGAAAAAGCUAAAGUAACCUCAGCUGAGAGAAAAACAGUUAUUGCGUGUUAAUUUUCAGUAUCAGCUGAACAAAGUGUCUGAAAAAAUUAAAAUUAAAUCCCGUAGCUAUAAAAGGGG
Messenger RNA from Haplochromis burtoni (Burton's mouthbrooder), 5539 nucleotides. It is a transcript of the gene smarcc1a, whose product is annotated as SWI/SNF related, matrix associated, actin dependent regulator of chromatin, subfamily c, member 1a. The record is from RefSeq and is a predicted model, not a curated record. The coding region runs from base 59 to 3466 and encodes 1135 amino acids. Gene Ontology annotation, cellular component: nBAF complex; npBAF complex; SWI/SNF complex. The transcript is spliced from 28 exons. Gene Ontology annotation, molecular function: nucleosomal DNA binding; histone binding. NCBI's taxonomy places the organism in Eukaryota, Metazoa, Chordata, Actinopteri, Cichliformes, Cichlidae. Gene Ontology annotation, biological process: positive regulation of DNA-templated transcription.